This is a messenger RNA of Giardia duodenalis, 615 nucleotides long. Its product is annotated as HMG (high mobility group) box-containing protein. The coding region runs from base 1 to 615 and encodes 204 amino acids. The record is from RefSeq and is a predicted model, not a curated record. The transcript has a single exon. Lineage: Eukaryota; Fornicata; Diplomonadida; Hexamitidae.
AUGGAGGAGGACGCGCCCCAAACAAAGCCAACAAAGCCCUUUACACCUUACUUUGCAUUUAUGCACGAUCAUCUUGACGAGUACAGGGACGUGGUGCCCAAAGAGAGGACUAAAGUACUUGGCCGGCGGUGGAAGGAGCUCGAUGAGAAGACCCGCAAACAAUACACAGAUAGCUACGAAGAACAGACGCGCCUAUACAAGGAGGCCAUGAAGAAGUGGCUGGAGGAGCAUCCAGAGGAUCGGCCGGGUGCAGCUAAGGAAAAGCCUGCGAAACGUGACGUAGAUACAAGAGAACGCCGUAAGAAGCCUACGGCUGCUGUUGACAAUGAAGACGCGUCUCCUUCGCAGGACCAGGGCCCAAACCUAGGUGCAGACGCGCCCAAUAACCUGAGGAUCUUCUUUAUUGUGGGCUAUGUUCUGAAGUAUGCAGAGCGCCACAACGGUCGGCCGAUCCCGAAUGACAAGCGGGUCCGUAAGGUUCUCUCCGAUCGAUACGACAGUCUGUCUGCUGCCGAGCGGGACGCCUGGGCUGCCGAGUGGCUGAAGCUUGACGAGGCGAAGCGGCUUGAACUAGUGACGUUCUACAACAGUCACCUUGUGAGUGCGGAUGCUUAG